Messenger RNA from Aspergillus niger, 489 nucleotides. RefSeq lists its product as uncharacterized. Gene Ontology annotation, cellular component: fungal-type cell wall. The coding region runs from base 1 to 489 and encodes 162 amino acids. The transcript is spliced from 3 exons. Gene Ontology annotation, molecular function: structural constituent of cell wall. The record is from RefSeq and is a predicted model, not a curated record. NCBI's taxonomy places the organism in Eukaryota, Fungi, Ascomycota, Eurotiomycetes, Eurotiales, Aspergillaceae.
AUGAAGUUCUCCAUCACCGCUGCUGUUCUUGCUUUCGCUGCCACCGUUGUGGCCAUGCCCGGUGGCUCUCCUUCCACUGGUAACGGUGCCGGCAAUGGUAACGGCAACGAUGGCAACAGCCAAGUUCGCUUCCCCGUCCCCGGCGACAUGACUGUCAAGCAGGCCGAAGACAAGUGCGGUGACCAGGCUCAGCUGUCCUGCUGCAACAAGGCCACCUACGCUGGUGACAGCACCAACGUUGACAGCGGUCUCCUCGCUGGUACCCUGUCCAACCUCAUUGGUACUGGAUCUGGCUCCGAGGGUCUGGGUCUCUUCCAGGAGUGCUCCAAGCUCCCUAUCCAGAUCCCCAUCAUCGGGAUCGCCGUCCAGGACAUCAUCAGCAAGCAGUGCCAGCAGAACAUUGCUUGCUGCCAGUCGUCUCCCUCUACCACCGACGACGACCUCAUCGGCCUUGGUCUCCCCUGCAUUGCCCUCGGUUCCCUCGUCUAA